CGACUGAAUACCCUUGGAAGACUGGUGAGGUAGAUCCAAAACCACCUUAACCAGAUUUAAUAGUACUAUCCACCAGGAGGCGCUGUAAACUAAUCCAUAACAGAACAUGAUGCUGCUUACAGCAGAUGUUCUUCAGCAUUUUUUCCCAUCAAAAAGCAAACGCACUGGUUUUUCUUUCAACACAGCCAUCGUUAUGAAAAAAGUCACGAAUCUCGGUCUCUCUAUCGGUCGGGUUUUUAGUUUGUAAUUCUCUGUCAGUCAGUUUUGCUGCGGCUAUAGGAAACUAUACACGCCCACAAUCAAACGAUCAUUCUUCUCAGAUUUAUUGAAAUAAUCGCCGUAGUAAACUCAUAUUUUACAAAGGCGUUCAGAAAUAUGAAAAUUAUAACUGUCCUCGUUCUUUUCAUGUUUGUCGCUGACGGUAAGUCGUGUAAUUCUGUUCAUUUUUGGUCACUUUCGUUUCAAUCACUGGAAACAGGAAGUGGGUGUAUUUGUUGACAUUUAAAAUCUUUUUGAACGAUUUUACAGCAGUAGUAAGUCAUGCAAACCCCUUAAAUGUUUAUGGAAAUAUUCCAUAAAUGCAUCUAUACACAGAUUUAUUUUCCUGAUCUGCCGCAUGUGCUUUGCAUGUAGUCAGUUUGCGUAUGUUUACGUUUCAGCGUCGUGACGUCGUGAAUGUGGGAUUUUAACAUUGUCGCUAUAUUUGCAUAAACCAUUAAACUGAGCCUUUAUUGAGCGAAUAUUUGUUGUGUGUGCACUUUUAUUUACCUACUUUAUUAACAUAAUAAAACUGACUUUUUUCUGUAUCUUAUUUACCUAGCUACAACAAAUCCAAUCGUUUAUAACUGUAACUUAUACAUUUAGUCUUUUUGGUAAAAAAGGCCAAUUCUGGAUUGGAUUGUGUAUUGUUUUCUUUACUGAUCAUCUGUGUGUUUGGUUUUGAGACGGAUGGCGUGAAGUCAAUAUCAGUGAUGGAGGGAGAUUCUGUCACUCUACCCACUUGUCUUAAUCAAAUACAAAAAUAUGACACAAUACUGUGGAAGUUUGAAAGCACUCUCAUAGCUCAAUUCAACAAGGAUUCCCAAACAUUCUUGAUAAAAGAUGGUAAUGAUGGGAGAUUUAGAGAUAGACUGGAGCUGAACACUGAAUCUGGAUCUCUGACCAUUAAGAACAUCAGAACUAACCACUCUGGAUUUUAUAAAGUGGACAUGAUCAGCACGAGUGGCUCCUCAAACAGAAGGUUCAAUGUGACUGUAAUUGGUGUGUUUGAUCCAGAUGCAGAUAAAAUAAAGCCUGUAUCAGCAAAGGAGGGAGAAUCUGUCACUCUAAAUACUGAUUUUAAAGUACAGAAAGAUGAUCUGAUGCUGUGGAAGUUUGGACGAGCCACCAAACGCUGCGUAUAUAAUCCACUUCAUCAUGUCCCGUGUCAAAGUGAUGUGACUGCCAUCGCUAAAAUUGACGGAGAAACCCGUGAGGUCUCAUUAGAUGCUGGUGACAGUGAGAUGUUUAAAGACAGACUGAAAAUGAACAAACUGACCGGAUCUCUGACCAUCACAAACAUCAGACCUGAACACUCUGGGUUUUAUAUACUACAGAUCAGUAAUAACACUGGGACCAAAUACAGGAGAUUUAAUGUUACUGUUAGUGGCAUUACGAAAUCCCACUCGCAUGUAAUUUGGAUGUCAAUCGCUAUAGUGCUUUUGUUGGUGGUGGCGGUUGGGUGUUUGGCUACAGGCUUUAAAAACUGGCGCAACAGGAACUUUUUGUUCGGGAAACUUAGGUCAUAUAACUGCUGUCAAUCUACGAGGGCGCAUGAACCGGAAUUAAUACCAAAAACAGUGAUAGAGGGAAGACCUGUCACUCUCGACACUGAUCAUCCUGAACUACAGAGAGACGAAGUGGUUGAGUGGAAGUUUGGAGGUAAUGUCAUAGCAAAAAUCAGCAGAGCAGCCAAUAAGAUCUGUCAGAAGACUUAUGAUGGUACCGAUGAGAGAUUUAAAAACAGACUGGAGCUGGAUGGUAAGACUGGAUCUCUGACCCUCAGGAGCACCAGAACCACAGAUUCUGGAGAAUAUCAACUACAGAUUUCCACCAAUGGAAAAGUGGAACUAUACAGAAAAUUCAAUGUUUCUGUCUUUGAUUCCAGUCAAAACAUACCAAAUGUGUCAGCUGAGUCUCCUUUGAUGAAUGAGGAGAGUUGUAGCACAUCCAAUAUGGAGUUGGUAUAAUACUGUCAAUGUUGAAGAGAAACAUAUAUGCUGUUAUUUGCCUCUAAAAUAUUUCACACUCAUGGAUGAUCAAGAACGGACCAUGUGUGAACCAUUAUGUACUGUAUACAUUAUAUGUGCACCACAGUUAUGUUUCUCUGACUGAUGUGUAUAUUUCUGAGAAUAGCUAUACACUAUAUAAAGUGCAAUUGGUGUAUGUGAAUGUUGUGUUUUUGUACAUAUCCUUGAGCCUGUGCUGUGUUUACAGACAUGCUUUUGCUGAAAUAAUCCAUUUUAUUUACUUAUGUCUAGCACUGUAAUUUUUUAAAAUUGAUAUACCUCUUGUGAGUGUAUAACUGACUUAAUUGAAUCUACAAAUGCACUUUGCAUGACUGUUUGACCAAAUAAUAAUAGAAGACACUACAGCUUUAGCACUGCUAUUAUGAAACACUAGAAAUACAGCAUUGUUGCUUUAUUUUUUGAACAGUUGCUGCUCAGUGAAUGAAUGUGAGAGAAAAUGGUAUUAAUUGUAAAUUUCCAUUUGUGGUCUUAUUUUUGUUGAAUAUAUAUUUUAUUUUAUUAUUAUUAUUAUUAAUUUUUUUUAUACAUGUGUUAUAGCCUCAUAGCUCUAAAAACGUAAAUUCAGUCUUGACAAUAUUUUGUGUUUUCUGUCAGUUUGUUAUUUGAUCAGAUCUGACUGUGAAAUCUUAAUGUGAUCUGGAUUAAUGUACUUUUGAAACUGAUAUGCUGCUGGUUUAUAUGCUUUUAAUGGG
Onychostoma macrolepis is the source of this 2980-nucleotide messenger RNA. RefSeq lists its product as uncharacterized. NCBI's taxonomy places the organism in Eukaryota, Metazoa, Chordata, Actinopteri, Cypriniformes, Cyprinidae. The record is from RefSeq and is a predicted model, not a curated record. Bases 972 to 2228 code for a protein of 418 amino acids. The transcript is spliced from 7 exons.